This is a messenger RNA of Telopea speciosissima, 809 nucleotides long. Its product is annotated as RNA-binding protein 48. The transcript is spliced from 8 exons. The coding region runs from base 84 to 773 and encodes 229 amino acids. The record is from RefSeq and is a predicted model, not a curated record. Lineage: Eukaryota; Viridiplantae; Streptophyta; Magnoliopsida; Proteales; Proteaceae. Gene Ontology annotation, molecular function: RNA binding. Gene Ontology annotation, cellular component: nucleoplasm.
AAAAAACAGAAAAGGGGAAACGAUGAAGCCAAGAAGUUCCCCGUCACUGUUCAAACUUCGAACCGUUCCCUCCAUGUGAAGAAAUGCCGCGAAACAAAGACGAGCUUCCUGCCGUUCGCGUCUAUACAGUUUGCGAUGAAUCAAGGUACCUGAUAGUUAGGAAUGUACCAGCAUUAGGAUGCGGCGAUGAGCUGUUGAAAUUGUUUGGAUCGUAUGGGGAGAUAGAAGAGUGCAAACCUAUGGAUGAAGAAGACUGCGAACCAUUUACGGAUGUUUACUGGAUCAAAUUUGUACAGGUCAGCAACGCCAGGUUUGCAAAGCGGAAACUGGAUGAGUUUGUUUUCUAUGGGAAUAGACUGCAGGUCUCUUACGCUCCUUAUUUUGAGAGCCUUUCUGACACAAAGGAAAAACUAGAAGGCAGGAGAAAGGAAGUUCUUGCCCGAUUAAAUCCAGGAAGAACCAAAGGGCCUACAUCUCAUAACCAAGGUGUUGUUAGUGAGUCUUUUGUGUCUCCAGCUCCACUGCCAUCCAAUUGCAUUCCCCAUCAAAUGAUAUCUAAACAAAGAGAGCAUGCCGAAUCAGAACAGUCUAGUCACAUGAAUGAUCCACCCCUUCCGAUGGUGUCAUCUAACCAGGAGUACUUUUCAUCCCCAUCCAUGAAUGAGACGGUUCAAUUAGUCAGGGACAAGCUUGAUAAGAUACAAUCAAGCCCGCAUCUGGAUGCCCAACCUGCACUCAAGAAACCACGAGUGGACAACAGGAGAAGAAUUUGAUGAAUCCUUGUCCCAUUGAAGAACCAAAUGCAUGAU